CAGGAGGGAGAAGCAAGGAGAGCGCUGCCCACAAUGGAGGCCAGGCACAGCCCGUUUCAGAGACCGAGCCCGGAAGGGCGGAGAGCAGCCGGGGGAGUGCUCCUGCCGGCCGCGGUGCUGCUGAGCUUAUGCUGCCGAGCGACACUAGAGCCCAUCCGCUACACCAUCCCCGAGGAACUGGGCAGAGGCUCUCUGGUGGGGCCGCUGGCGAGGGACCUGGGGCUGAGCCCGGCAGAGCUGCAGGCACGCAAGCUGCAGCUAACGUCUGCCUCUAAAAGGCAGCUGCAAUACUUCACGGUGAGCGGGGACACCGGCAACCUGUAUGUGAGCGAGAGACUGGACCGGGAGGAGAUGUGCGGCGAGGAGCCGACAUGUUCUGUCAGCUUCGAUGCACUGGUGCACAACCCGCUCAACGUUUUCCAUGUCGAGGUGGCCAUCCAGGACGUCAACGACAACUCCCCGAUCUUCUUGCGCGAUAAUUUCCAGCUGGAAAUCAACGAGUUCACUUCUCCGGGCGCACGUUUUGCCGUGGGAACCGCCAAGGAUGCAGACGUAGGCAGCAACUCCGUGCAGGACUACAAACUGGAGGCCAACAAGUACUUUGAGGUGGAGGUGAAGGAGAAACAGGAUGGCAGUAAGUUCGCGGAGCUGGUGCUGCACCGAGCUCUGGACCGGGAGAGAGAGCAGAGCCUGCGGCUGGUGCUGACGGCACUGGACGGCGGAGACCCGCCCCGCAGCGGCACCGCCCAGCUCUUUAUCAACGUCACCGACGCCAACGACAACGCCCCCCUGUUCGCGCAGGACCGGUACCGAGUGAGCCUGAGGGAGGACUCGCCGCUGGGCUCGAUGGUGCUGAACGUCUCGGCCACGGACGCUGACGCCGGCGCCAACGCUCACAUUACAUACGGCUUCGGGGAAUCACCGGCCAAGGUGCUUAAAAAAUUUUUGCUGGACGCAGAGAGCGGGAUCAUGACGCUGCAGGAAGCACUGGACUUCGAACAAACGCGAGGCUACACGCUGCUGGUGGAGGCAAGGGAUGGGGGUGGUCUCGUAACACAUUGCGAAGUGGAAGUGGAGGUGCUGGACGUGAAUGACAACGCACCCGAAAUCACCAUGCUGUCUGUUUCGAGCCCUGUGCCCGAGGACGCCCCAGUAGGCACCAUGGUAGCACUGGUGAACGUGAACGACCCAGACUUCGGGGAGAACGGCCAGGUACUGUGCGAGCUGUCGGGAGAGGCGCCGCUGUCGCUCGUAGCGUCGUCAGGCGGUUCAUACAAGGUGGUGACGGCGAGCGCGCUGGACCGGGAGCAGGCAGCCCAGCAUCGGGUGACGCUGGUGGCCAGGGACCGGGGCAGCCCGGCGCUGUCGAGCCAAGCGACGCUGGUGCUGGAAGUGUCGGACGUGAACGACAACGCGCCGGUGUUCGAGGAGGAGGUGUACAGCGCCUACGUGGGCGAGAACAACGCGGCGGGAGCGCCGGUGCUGCGCGUGCACGCCCGGGACGCGGACGCGGGUGCCAACGGGCGCGUCAGCUACUGGCUGGAGAGCGGCAGCGCGGACUCGGUAGCGCCGCCGGUGUCGGUGGAGGCGCAGAGCGGCGCGGUGUACGCGCAGCGCUCCUUGGACUACGAGCAGUGCCGCGAGUUCACGGUGACGGUGCGGGCGCAGGACGGCGGGGUGCCGGCGCGCAGCUCGACGGCCACGGUGCGCAUCUUCGUGCUGGACCGCAACGACAACGCGCCGCGGGUGCUGUGGCCGGCGGCAGCGUCGGCAGCAGGCGAGGCGCCGCCCUUCGAGGUGGUGCCGCGCUCGGCCGAGGUGGGCUACCUGGUGGCCAAGGUGGUGGCGGUGGACGCGGACGCGGGGCGCAACGCCUGGCUGUCGUACGAGCUGCUGCAGGCGCCGGAGCCGGCGCUCUUCCGCCUGGGGCUGCACAGCGGCGAGGUGCGCACGGCGCGGGCCGUGUCGGAGCGCGACGCGGCCAAGCAGCGCCUGGUGGCGCUGGUGAAGGACCACGGGCAGCCGGCGCUGUCGGCCACGGCCACGCUGCACGUGGUGCUGGCCGAGAGCUUGCAGGAGGCGCUGCCGGAGCUGAGCGAGCGGCCGGCGGGCGCCGACUCGCCGGCCGAGCUGCAGUUCUACCUGGUGCUGGCGCUGGCUCUGCUCUCGGCGCUCUUCCUGCUCAGCCUGGGGCUGGCCCUGCUGGCGCGGCUGCGGAGGGCCGGGCCGCCCGCCGUCCUGCGCUGCCUGGGCGCGCAGCGCUUGUCUCUGGCGGGCGCCGCCUUCCCUGCGGACUUCUGCGAGGGCACCUUGCCCUACUCCUACAACCUGUGCGUGGCUCCGGGCCGCGCCCUGACCGAGGCCACCUGGCUGCCGCCGCCGCCGCUACCUAGCCUGCCUGCGGAGGAGCUGCUUGGCGGUGAGUCCUUCGUGAAAUCGAGUCUGAAUAGCACCGACGUCGUCAGAGACCCGUCCACUGCCUCCGACGCACCGCAGGUCGGUAAGCCCGAGCGCUCUCCUUGUUAUUUUUGA
Molecule: messenger RNA, 2532 nt
Organism: Dryobates pubescens (Downy woodpecker)
Lineage: Eukaryota; Metazoa; Chordata; Aves; Piciformes; Picidae
Product: protocadherin gamma-B5-like
Exons: 1
Coding region: 34-2532 (832 amino acids)
Biological process (GO): homophilic cell-cell adhesion
Cellular component (GO): plasma membrane
Molecular function (GO): calcium ion binding
Source: RefSeq, a predicted model, not a curated record